Candida albicans SC5314 is the source of this 1791-nucleotide messenger RNA. RefSeq names its product Iro1p (gene IRO1). The transcript has a single exon. The record is from RefSeq and is a predicted model, not a curated record. Lineage: Eukaryota; Fungi; Ascomycota; Pichiomycetes; Serinales; Debaryomycetaceae. The coding region runs from base 1 to 1791 and encodes 596 amino acids.
AUGUUGGAUAGAUUAAAUCGGAAACAAUCAAAAGAAAGAUUUGUUAACAAGAUUCCAAUUUCAACAACCAAAAUAGAUAAAAGUUUAGAGCAUACCCGCAGAGAUGAUGAAUCAAACAACGCUAAAAGAGGUGUUAAUCCCGAUGAAAGUUAUUCUUCCGAUACUUCAUUUACACCAACAGUAGUUUCUGGGACUGAAGAUGCAGCCCUUACCCGAACAUCAACCAAUCGUCAACGACAAGGUAAAUCAUCCUUCAAGAGCUUUUUCAGAACCAUGAGUUUAAAGGUCAAUUCAAAGACAAGAAAUAAGGACAGGAAAACUAAAGAAGAAUUAGCAGCAGAAAAAGCGCUUGCCGAACUUAGAAAUCUUCCUCGGAAUCCUCUUGAUCUUGAAUUGAAUGAACUUCAUGUUGCACUGAAUUUUAAUGAAGUGAGAAAAAUUAUUGACGAUAUAUUUAUUGAUGAAAACCAUGAUGCUGCUUCCAAGGCAAUUAGAAUUAGUACCCAAAACAAAAGUUUCAGUGCCAUGGAAAAACCUUAUAGUUUGACAAAGAUAAAGAGUUUACAAACUGAGGAUGACUAUAGUCUACCUAUAACCUCGUUUAUUAUAGAAACUUUAGAAGAAAAUUCAAUCCAUGCCGAUCUUUCACACAAUGAUAAUGCAAUUACCAGCACAGACAUUUUGAUUGAAGAAGAGGAAGAAAUGGAGCAAGAGGAGGAAGAAGAAAUGUUGAAUUAUGAUGACCUUGAUGUUAUUAGUGACAAGAUUGAUGAAGUUGGUGCUGAAUCUUCCAUAAGUACUAGCAAUGACAGGGGGAUUAUUGCAAAUGCCACUGCAAAUGGACCAAUCAUAGUCGGGGAUAGUACUGAAAGUGUUGAUACAAGUAACAUAGAAAAUAGAAAACUUGUUGUUGUCAACAGCACACCUGACGACCACGACUACUAUGCAACCAAUGACAUGAAUGACAACUUCAUUACCCCUAAUCCUUCUAAUGAAAGUGUUGAAACUCUUGCUGGUGUUUAUAAAGAUUUUGAGGUUACUAAUGCAACUGAGGCAAAUACUGAGGCAGGCAAAACUACUGAUAUCAAUGCCGAGACUUCAAAUGCUAUUGAUGCAGUAGCUGAUACUGAAAAUAAAGUAACCGCUGAGGAUGAUGCUACUGAUACGGUCAACACUGGUGAAAGUAUGACCGAUACAACAACAAGUACUACUGAUAAUAAGAAUGACAAAGAAGUUGACAAAGAAGUUGAAAAUGCCGUUGACUCAAAUGUGACUACCAAUGAUACCAUUCCUGAUAAAGCAGCAAAUAUAGAUAACGAAUCUUCUAGUGAUAACAGUAUUGAUGCUACUACAGCAAACACAACUAAUACUAAUAAUUUCAAUGAUGCUGAGGUAAACACAGAAGCCACUAACACUAUAGUUGACAAUGUCACCAAUGAUAAGUUUAACAGUGUUGACGUCAGUACAACUACCCCUACCGCUACGACUGUUUCUGGUAUUCCUACUGCGGAUGAAAUGACCAAUAAUGUGAACACCAAUCGAAUUUCUACUGCCACCGUCGAUAGUUUUACGGGAAAGACUGGUGAGAACUAUGAAUCCUUCAUUACUAAUGCUGGUAAAGAUUCGAACGACAAUAAUGCAGAUUUGAAAACACCCACGAACAAUUCUGCAACCACCACAACAAAUACACAGUCUGGUGUUUCAAAUAAAAAAUCCAAUUCCAAAACCGGAUCUUCAGAACAAAAUCCAUUUCAAAAAAAACUUAUGAAUUAUUUAAACAGUUUGAACUGA